AUGUGCGUGGAAGACGAUAUCCACGUGGAGUUCACGAACCACGCUUGGGUCAAUUUUUUGAAAUAUAAGGCCGAUGAUGCUAGGCUAGAAAAAUGCAAAACAAGCAUAAUAUCAUGGCUGCGAGAUUUGAAGGCAGUCGAGCAGAAGCUGGGCAUCAACCUGCGCCACCUGGCAUCGCACGGUGGAGAGGAGAAUGACGGAGGAGCCAGCGAGCUGAUCAUGCAGCCUGACCAACUGGAGUUCCUCUCAAACGAAUGGAAAUGCCCCGACAAUCUCACACUCGUCAACGAAACUGAGCUGCUCAGUUGUAGAGCUGAACGAACAGAGAAAAGUUCGAAUUGGACAUGGUCAAACAAAAACAAGAUUUCAACGCGAGUGACCGUGUUCGAAAACUCCAACAGACAGACCAACAACAACAUGAAGAACCCAGCUGCUUCACAACCUGUUAAAAUUAUGCACUGGAGUAUCACGCCACCGAGAAACAUAAGCCAGGUGCACAUAACAGAAGCCGACCGAACUAUCAAACUGACCAUGAGGGUCUUCGUCAACCAAUCAGAUGUCUGCAGUCGCAGGCUUCGUCACAAGUGUCCAACCAUCACCAUUGAUGUACACUUUGCUAAUGACCACGCUGCUGACGAUGCAGCUACUACUGCUACUACAACUGACACAGCUGCCGAUCGUAGUAGUAAUAGCAGGAGUAGUAGUAGUAGUAUUAGUAGUGGUGGUGGUAGUAGAGGUGGUGAGGGUGAGGGGGAAAGAAAUGUUAGAAAGCCGAAUUAUUGCCAGAGGUCGGAAAAACCCAUACCGUCAUUACUGUUAGGUGAGGUAUUGUUAAACAACAGGGCGGUAUUCAAUGGUACCUGUUCAGUGCGGGUAUUAAAUAUUUCUGAAUAUUUGAACGAGGAGAAUGAACAAUUUGAGAUUUCGUUGUAUUUGAAGGCAAUGAUGAACCACAGGACGUACAACAAUUUUCAAGAAGGCGAGUUUGUACUCUACAGGCAUGUGAAACUACCUUUCAAGGUGCACGUGAUCUACCAGAGGUGCUCCAAAUUUGUCGCCGCGACGUGCAACUGUGGCGUCGCUGUACAGUCUGGCGACGACAUUCUCGUCAUUGAGAAGUGGGCGCUGAUAUAUCUUCCACACGGUACGUACGUCAAAACGAUGUUAAACGGCCCAAUGCUAAACGUCUGGGUCGUGCCCUCUCCUAGAGAUCUAUAUAACACUGAAGGUCUUUGUGGCCAAUACGAUUGGUCAACUGGCCGAAAUUUCAGGCUAAAAAACGGUACAAUCAUAACGUAUGAACAUCUUCAUAAUGGUGACGACGACGAUGAUGGUGGUGAUCAUGGUGAUAAUAUUAAUAAUAAUGAUUAUGAUAAUGGUGAUGAUGAUGAGGAAGAGGAAGAUAAGGAUGGUGGUGGGUUUAGGAUAGAACCGGAUGAAUUUAUUGAAAGCUGGAGAGUAAACAUGAAAAGUUCGGAGAGCAUUUUUUAUGGAACGAAUCCAACAACAAAAAAUUAUCAACCUCCCAAAUUUUGUGCAUGCAUGCAACAACAACAACAUCAACAACAAAAACAAUUUGACUAUGAAAACAAAUGCAGUCAGACGAUAGAUGUCGAUCACUGCGAUAAAUGGGAAUGGACGAAAAACUGGACCAGGAAAGCCGCCACCAAAUUUUGCCAAAACUUCAUGCGAGGCAACUACAGCGUUGGCAAGUUGUGCGGUCAUAUACUCUCCGUUGAUUUUAAGAGAGAAAUUGAAACUUGCGUCGAAGAUAUAAAGAUAACCGGAAGCACGGAUUGGGCCACAUCGGCUCGGGACGCCAUGAAGGAGCAAUGCUUGGAGGAAGUGCAGAAGGAUGUGUUCCUUAGUAGGGAAAUCGUUCGGAAGAUUAAGAGCCAAGUUUGUAUAAACGAUUGUAGCUAUCAUGGAAUUUGCGUUCGGGGAAUGUGCGUAUGCGAUAAUGGAUUUUCCACGGCUGACUGUUCCGUAGUUUAUCCAUCUCGGCCCCAGAUUUUAGAGUCCAAAAAUUUGGGACAGUGUGACGUCAGGACGAUGAAUUGCUCCAGAAUGAUCCUUUACGGCCGGAACUUCAUCAAUAAUCCCAAUCUGACCUGCCAUCUUCAGGAAUAUAAAAUGACCAAUGACAACCCGAUGUUAGUUGGCAGACGCGAUAAGAGGAAGGCCAUAUUUAUCAGUACCUACGCUGCCGAGUGCCCACUCCCCGAGGUAAAAAGUUACCUAAUAAGUGUAAGUAACGAUGGCGAGCAUGAUAGUGAUCCUCUCCUUUUCAUGCCUUACGACUCUGUCUGCAAUAGAUGCGACAUUCACAAACUUUCGUGUCGCAAGAAGCACAACAGUUGCAUCAUUGAUGGAAUGUGUUACAAGGUCGGCGAGGACCGCCAACAAACCAUCAACAGAUCAAAAUCGUCAACGUGUAGCGACCACUCAAAAAGAAGCAGCAGCAGCAUAGACGACUACGACGACCACGAUAUCGGCUACCCUAGCGAAGAUUCAUUCAAUUUUUACGACGAAUUCAGCGACAGACUCGUACAUCCGAAUUCAAACGCACUUCUACACAGGAAUCAGUUACUAUCUAGCUCCACAACCAACACUAACAAUACCGUCACUACAAACGUCACAAGUAGUACUAAACACGCUAGUAGCAAUACUACUGUUAAAAGUGAUAAUUUUACCAAUAAUGACGAUGAUUGCAGUAACAGUAUUAGUAGACAUAAAGCUAAGUUACAAAGUCCUGAAGAGAGUUUUAUAAAUUUCGGUAUAAAGCGGAUAUUACCUUCACAGGACUUUAUUAAUCCUGGGCAAAGUACUUCUAACGAUUUCGACUCAUCGAAUUAUUUUUAA
This is a messenger RNA of Helobdella robusta, 2862 nucleotides long. RefSeq lists its product as hypothetical. The record is from RefSeq and is a predicted model, not a curated record. The coding region runs from base 1 to 2862 and encodes 953 amino acids. NCBI's taxonomy places the organism in Eukaryota, Metazoa, Annelida, Clitellata, Rhynchobdellida, Glossiphoniidae. Gene Ontology annotation, cellular component: cell surface; extracellular region. The transcript is spliced from 18 exons. Gene Ontology annotation, molecular function: signaling receptor binding. Gene Ontology annotation, biological process: anatomical structure development.